UAUACAUUUACAUUAUUAUGAAUCUGUAUAACAUGAAAACACUGAAUAAUCCACUUCCCCUAAGUAAAGCUGAAGAGUUAUUGAAAACUACUGAAAUUCCAUUAGAAGAACAAAAAGUGAUUCGAGAGCAUCAAUUACGCCAUUUAGCUUCACCAAUGAACAGAAACUUAUGUCAUGUUAUUUAUGAUGAUGGUGUACACAGUGAUUGUUGUAUAUGGUCACCUGAUCCGUUAAUCAAUGGUCCAGCAAGAUGUGGUUGUUUUAUGGCUACUAUUCUAGCUAUAUUCAGUAUCAUAUUAUUACUUAUUGGGAUAAUUUUAACCAUACUGCAUUACGUAAUCGGUAUGGAAUUUUACACAAUAAAUCGUGGUCAAACUAUUGGUCCAUUACUAUUAGGUCUCACAAUUAUACCACUUAUAUUCAUGAUCUACUUCAUAUGUAUAGCUAAGCAUAAAAUAGCUGAUUAUGUUGAACAGCUAUCAUUGAAUUACCUUGCCAAAGAACGAAUAGCUUAUAGACAACAUCAGGAUGAUAUUGACUUAGUUAUGAGGAGAUUUAAUUAAUAUAACCCAUACAUACAUGUAUAUUCUAAUAGUUGGAUUCAUGAUUUAAUUGAAGCUAGACCAUUAUGGAAAACUUGGACGCACUGGACUGCCGUUUCGUCCUAGUAUGGGAUUCGCCAGCAGUACGCACAUAUAUAUAUAUAUAUAUAUAUAUAUGUAUAUAUAUAUAUGCCUAUCAAUACAAAAGUACUUAUCAUGUCCAUGGUUGUAAUAUGUCGUAGCCUUUCUGUCAAACUGUUCUUUACAUCAUUUCAGGCAGAAUUAGCACGAAGUUCAAUUGGAUUACAAAACUCAUCUAGAUACAGUUAAUAAACCAAGAAAUAAAAGUAUACACUGGAUGUAUUAAUCUCAUUCAACAUUGGAUCAUUUUGUGAAUUUGAUUUAAUUCAUUUUGUAAUUUACAGUUAUUAAUCCAUUCAAUGUAAAACAUUAUCGAAGUGAACUUUAUUUAUGAAAACAUUACAGAUGUAAGAAUUUUAAAAAAAGAAAGGUGUAUUCAUUCUUGAUAUCUCUUUUUCUUUCUUAUAUUAAUGUAACCGUGGAGAUUCAGUUUCUUGUACAUACAUCAUUAUUUUUAAAUGUUUUUUCUGUUACUAACUUUAAUAAAAUCUAGAGAUGAUAUUCAAAGAUGGAUAUUCGUUAGCAGUGGAAUCCAGGACGCGUGUUUGGUUUUAUUCGGGAAUUGUCAGCUGGAUGAACCUGCAUCCCAGAGUUAGUGUUCACUCCUGGACUCGAACCUAGUGCCGUUCGCUUCAAAUGCUGUCGCGUUAUCCACUUAGCUACUAAGUCAUCAAAGGCACUUGUGAAUGGUACUGAGUUCGAGCCCCAGAGUGAACAUCAGCUCUGAGAUUCAGGUACAUCCAACUGACGAGUCCCAAAU
This is a messenger RNA of Schistosoma spindalis, 1443 nucleotides long. NCBI's taxonomy places the organism in Eukaryota, Metazoa, Platyhelminthes, Trematoda, Strigeidida, Schistosomatidae. The record is from the annotation of a GenBank genome assembly.